This is a messenger RNA of Talpa occidentalis (Iberian mole), 527 nucleotides long. Its product is annotated as calcitonin-like. The coding region runs from base 101 to 526 and encodes 141 amino acids. Gene Ontology annotation, molecular function: calcitonin receptor binding; hormone activity. NCBI's taxonomy places the organism in Eukaryota, Metazoa, Chordata, Mammalia, Eulipotyphla, Talpidae. The record is from RefSeq and is a predicted model, not a curated record. Gene Ontology annotation, cellular component: extracellular region. The transcript has 4 exons.
GGAGCCACUACCCAGCUCACAGUCGCUGCGGCUUCCAGUGACAACACAGCUGAGGCUCUCACCACCUCCACUGCGAGCUACCUGCUGCCAGGGAGGCACCAUGGGCUUCUGGAAGCUCCCCACCUUCCUGGCUCUGAGCAUCCUGGUGCUGUACCAGGCUGGCCUCCUCCAGGCAGUGCCUAUCAGGGCUGCCUUGGAGAGCCCCCCAUACCUUGCCUCACUUCCUGAGGAGGAUCGCCGCCUCUUACUGAUUGAACUGGUGAAGGCCUACAUGCAGAUGAAGGCCGAUGAGAUGGAACUGGAGCAGGAGAGAGAGACUCGGGAAUCCAGUCUGGACGGCUCCAAAGCUAAGCGGUGCAGUAAUCUGAGUACCUGUGUGCUGGGCGCAUACACGCAGGACCUCAACAAGUAUCGCACGUUCCCUCAAACUGCAGUUGGGGUUGGAGCACCUGGCAAGAAGAGGGUCAUGGCUGGCGGCGUGGAGCGAGACCACGGCCCUCAUGUUGACAUGCCCCGGGACACCUAGU